AUGGAGUUUCCAUCUCCUAACAGCUCCGGAACCGUUCCUCCGAAGAGAGGCCGGAUCAAGAUCAUGAUCGCUCGCGAUCUACUCGGAUCAACGACUUCAAUCCGAUCGCCUCCGAGGAGAAGCCGAAUCAAGAUCAUGAUCGCUCGCGAUCUGAUCAGAUCGGCAACUUCAAUCAUCUCGCCAAGAACACAGAACAACUACGGCGGAGACGACAAGAGGGGAGGCUGA
This is a messenger RNA of Thlaspi arvense, 228 nucleotides long. The record is from the annotation of a GenBank genome assembly. Lineage: Eukaryota; Viridiplantae; Streptophyta; Magnoliopsida; Brassicales; Brassicaceae.